Necator americanus (New World hookworm) is the source of this 405-nucleotide messenger RNA. RefSeq lists its product as uncharacterized. Gene Ontology annotation, cellular component: plasma membrane. Gene Ontology annotation, biological process: sodium ion transmembrane transport. Lineage: Eukaryota; Metazoa; Nematoda; Chromadorea; Rhabditida; Ancylostomatidae. Gene Ontology annotation, molecular function: ligand-gated sodium channel activity. The record is from RefSeq and is a predicted model, not a curated record. The transcript has 5 exons. The coding region runs from base 1 to 405 and encodes 134 amino acids.
AUGAAUGACAUCGUGGAUGAUGUGGAGAAAGACGCAAAAAAUGACGAUGGACCAGAAACAAAAUGGAGAAGAGCCCGAUCUGCGAUACGAGAUUGGGGAGAGUCCUCAUCGUGCCACGGAAUACCACAUAUGGCGCAAGCUUCUACGUUUUGCGCAGCUAUCGUAUGGUCCGUAAUAUUGGCAUUCUGUGCGGUGGGAUUCGUUUACUUCUUCACCGAUACAUUGUCUCAAUACCUACGAUUCGACAAAAUAGUUCAAUUAAACUUAGGACUCGAAGCAGCAAAUUUCCCAUCGGUUACCUUCUGUAACACAAACCCAUACAAGAUGAGCAAGAUCCAGAAAGUUCCAGCACUGAAAGCAUUGCUGAGCGUCUACGAAACAUCAGCUAAAGGAGAUUUGCUGUAA